Molecule: messenger RNA, 579 nt
Organism: Oncorhynchus gorbuscha (pink salmon)
Lineage: Eukaryota; Metazoa; Chordata; Actinopteri; Salmoniformes; Salmonidae
Product: high affinity cAMP-specific and IBMX-insensitive 3',5'-cyclic phosphodiesterase 8A-like
Exons: 6
Source: RefSeq, a predicted model, not a curated record
GAAGGAAAUAACAGAAGUGCCUAAAAGUGAAAAGAAUAAGCCUGAUCUCCUUGAAACCAUAAACUCCUGCAUCCAGAAAGGAAAGGAGUGGCAGGGGAUUUAUUAUGCCAAAAAGAAGAACGGGGACAGUGUCCAACAAAAUGUGAAGAUCACACCUGUGAUCGGACAGGGAGGUAAAAUCAGACACUACGUGUCUAUCCACAGGCCUUUACAUGAUCAGAAUAAGACAUCCAGUGAACGGGUGCAGGCAGAAUCUCAGACAGACAUCCAGUCCAGUAAGCAUAAGGACCGGAGGAAAGGCUCGUUGGACGUCAGAUCGACUACGUCUCGAGGGAGCGAUGGCAGUUCCCAGAGAAGACACUCCUCCAUGGCCAGAAUCCACUCCAUGACCAUCGAAGCUCCAAUCACCAAGGUGCCUACGUUUCAUACAAUGACUUACACAACUCUGUCAUUUACUACACAGUCAUACAGUCAUAUAGUCAUAUAGGAUAUCUGUGGUAAUUUAAGUUCUGUCACAUAACCACUCCUAGUCCUCAAGGUUCUGUCACAUGACCACUCCUAGUCCUCAAGGUUCUGUCA